Molecule: messenger RNA, 3441 nt
Organism: Scedosporium apiospermum
Lineage: Eukaryota; Fungi; Ascomycota; Sordariomycetes; Microascales; Microascaceae
Product: Glycerophosphoryl diester phosphodiesterase
Exons: 4
Coding region: 1-3441 (1146 amino acids)
Biological process (GO): glycerophospholipid catabolic process
Molecular function (GO): glycerophosphocholine phosphodiesterase activity; protein binding
Source: RefSeq, a predicted model, not a curated record
AUGAAGUUUGGUAAAAACCUCCCCCGAAACCAGGUGCCUGAAUGGGCUGCCUUUUACAUCAAUUACAAGGGGCUUAAAAAGCUGGUUAAGGCAGCUGAGAUUGCCUCACAAAAAGGAGAACCAGUUGAUUUGGCGGAGUUCUUCUUUGCUCUUGAUCGUAACCUGGAGGAUGUAGAUUCCUUCUACAAUAAGAAGCUGGCUGAUGCUCUUCGGCGGCUUAACCUCCUCAACGAGCGAUAUGGCUAUGUCCCCGAGGUAGUCCCCACCCUUGAUGCGGAUGAGAUUGAAGAGCUUAUCGGCGCCCUCCUCGAACUGAGACAUCAGUUACGCAAUCUCCAGUGGUUUGGCGAGAUCAACCGCAAGGGCUUUGUCAAGAUCACCAAGAAGCUGGACAAGAAGGUUCCCCAUGCGGCCACCCAACAUCGGUACAUCUCUACCAAGGUCGAUCCCAAGCCUUUCGCCAAAGACAUGAAUGUCACCCGUCGCCUUGCCGAGAUCAACAAGUGGCUCUCCGUCCUCGGAGACGCGCAGAACGCCGAUGAUGCCAAAUCUGAUCGCUCCAGCCGGUCGCUUGGCCGGGCAUCUGCAAAGGGUGCCACCAACUUGCCUCAGUCUCGUCUUGAUGCUCUCGACCAAGCAGCUCGCGCCGAUGACGUGACGUCUCUUGAGACGAAUCUCCAAGAGACGAAUGCCCUCAAUGAACCCUCUUUCCAGCCACUCCUCCUCAACCUCCUUCAGAGGUCCAUCACAUCCCGCUCCAAAAAGUGCAUCGAGUACCUCCUCGGCAAGAUCAAGACCCUCGAUGAACCUGACGAUAUCAAUUCGCGAAAUUGCAUCCACCGCCUAGUUAUGCACAUAGGCAGGACGAAGACAUCGGCUUCGAAAGAGCAUAGCACAAAUACCUACCCCUUCCAUGGCGGCACCCAGUUCAGCUCUCAGUAUCUGCAGCCUGCGGCUUCCGCUGCCUCCUCGCCGAAGGCCCUCAACCAGAACGAGGCGGGCCUACUUGGCAAGGACGACGAAGCGGUUCGACUUCUAAUCUAUCUCCUCGACAAGCUUUCCCCCGAACAGAGGCCCGCGCUGAAAAGCAAGGACUCCUUCGGCAGGCUUCCACUUCACUAUGCCGCCCACUUCGGCUUCGUCGUAUUGUGCGAAAUCAUAGCGGCGAAGAUGAAGGAGUGGGGCCAGUUUACCCUCGAAGACGAUCUCGACUCUCCCGAAUGGCAAGAUGUGGACGGCCACGGACCCCUCCACUUGAGCGUUAUCGGCGGUCAUCCUAAGACAACCCAAGCUCUGCUUACUGCUAUGAGCAAGAAGCAACAACCUACAAGCAACGGUGCGGUUGAGGUAACUAACCUGCCAGUCUCAAAAUCCGGCGCCAUCCUCGGACUGGCGACAAAGGCAAAUUUUGGCGUGAUUGUCAAAAUGCUCGUUGACGCCGGUUUAGACAUAAAUUGGCAAGACAAGGCCGGCGAGACCGCUCUCCAUAUUGCGGCACGCUUUGGUCACACCGAGUGUGCCAAGGUUCUUAUCGAGGGAACGGCGGAUCAGAAGGCCGAUAUCGAAAUCAUCGAGUCUAACUAUGCGUGGACGCCUCUCCAUGUGGCAGCCGUCGAUGGCCAGCUCGAGAUUGUCAAGCUCCUAGUCGAUGCCGGAGCGGACCUCGCGAAACCAGACUCGUCUGGCUGGGUAGCCAAGGAGCAUGCAGCGCUGCGCGGACACAUGGAGAUUGCGCGUCUCCUAGACUCCCGGAUGAGGGAUGCACAUGUGACCGAGGGCAAGCCAUCUAGAAGCCCAAGCCCUCGUCCCGAGAAUGCCUCGAUCCAAGAGCGCCGCUCUAACGGUGCUGCCUCGAAACCGAUCGAGUUGGUCAAGUCAUUCGGUCAUCGCUACCUAACCAACGAAAGCCUUAUCCUCGUCAGCCUUGGCUCCAUGGACAUGAGGAAGAACGUAGAAGCCGUUAGUCUCGAGAAAGUCCCUCUCACCGAAGCGCAUCUCACGGGCCUCGAUACUGCGUUGUCCGUUGUUGUAUCCGCAAGCGGUGCGCAGGGCGAACCUACUAUCAUCGAUCUCCCCGCGCACGAAAACAUCGCGACCGAGCCCGUCGUCUUCACGGCGCAAGAUGCUACCAAGGUCAAGAUUCUGUUCGACAUUGUUCCCACGUACUCUGGAAACGCCAAGGACAAGAUUGGCCGGGGCGUAGCGCUUUUGUCGUCCAUCCGACCCGUCGUCGGUACGAAGAGGAUGAGCCUUCAGGGAGACGUGUGCGUUCCUAUCAUGGCGGGAAAUCUCGAGGUCAUCGGAACUGUGAACUUCAAUUUCCUCAUAGUCACGCCGUUCUCGCAUCCCAAGAUGGAGAUUACGUCGAAGCAGACUUACUGGAAGAAGCUUGCGGAUACCAUGGUCAUCGGGCACCGUGGCCUCGGCAAGAACGUGUCGUCCACUCGGUCGCUGCAGCUCGGAGAAAACACAGUUCCUUCGUUCAUCGCUGCGGCCAAUCUCGGUGCGCAAUACGUCGAAUUCGACGUUCAGCUAACCAAGGACCACGUUCCGGUUAUCUAUCACGACUUCCUCGUUAGCGAGACGGGUAUCGACGCGCCGGUGCAUACUCUGACGUUGGAGCAAUUCUUGCACAUCAACCCGGACUCCACUCGCUCCAUGCACAAGGACCAGAACUUGAGAGACCCACGAAUGCGACCCCGGAGCAGCAGCCUCGACGCUAGGAAGUCUGUAAACGCACUCGUCGAGGAGAUAAAGAAGCGCACGGAAAUGGAAGAGCGGAUGCGGCACACGCGGGACUUCAAGAGCAAAGGCUACAAGGCCAACUCGCGCGGCAACUUCAUCCAGGCCCCCUUCGCGACACUCGAGGACCUCUUCCGCAAGAUCCCCGAACACGUGGGGUUCAACAUCGAGAUGAAGUACCCUAUGCUCCACGAGACCGAGGAGCACGAGAUGGACACGUACGCCGUCGAGCUGAACUCCUUCUGCGAUACGGUCCUCUCCAAGGUGUACGACUUGGCCGGCGACCGCCACAUCAUCUUCUCGUCGUUCAACCCGGACAUCUGCCUCUGCCUCAGCUUCAAGCAGCCGUCAAUCCCUAUCAUGUUUCUGACGGACGCGGGGACGGCCCCCGUCGGCGACGUGAGGGCGUCGUCGCUGCAGGAAGCAAUUCGGUUCGCGAGCCGGUGGAAUCUGCUGGGGACGGUGAGCGCGGCGGAACCAUUUGUCAAUAGCCCGAGGCUUGUGAGGGUUGUUAAGGAGAGGGGGUUGGUGUGUAGGCAAGUCAAGGAGGGCAUCGACGCUGUCAUUGUCGACAACGUACUCGCCAUUCGCAAGGGUCUAACGACGAACAACGACCGAGGAGUUGUGGAUCAGGAAGACUCCACGACGGUGCUACAGGACAUAACGACGAAGGAAAACCUGGGCGUUGUCGGAUCAUAA